ACUGAAUUUAUUCUAAGAAUGAACGAGCAGAAAUCGGUCUUCAUCCGCGUUGCUAACUCUUCUUCAUCGCCCAGGCACCACGGUCCCCGGACGUCAUCUUCGAUUGCCGGAGCAGGCCGCAGCGCGUAGAAGAAUCCGACGGGAAGGACCGGUCCACAGCAGGGGCACCCAGCCCAGUGGCACAGGCCCCCUUAAAACAGUAGUAUUAGCAGCGCCUGUGCAAGAAAGCUAGAGAAGAGUAGAAGCAGUCUGUGCAUUUCGGACAUUCAAUUGCCCAAUCCCAAAAUAUUAAUUUGCAGCAGCCCAAGAAAAUCAAUUAAAUAAUCAAUCGACACCUUUCCACAUUCCCCCAAUCGGCAAUUUGCUCUGCAGCGACAAAGGUUUGACAAGUCCAGGAGGAUUACCUAAAGCCUCCAUUCUGUUGAAUAGGUGAUUCCGCUCGGCGCUCGUAGGCUCGCUGAACCAGGUAAUCCUGCCUCAUCCUCUUCGCAAGCAACUAAACAGAGCAAGCCGCUGCGGACUUGCGGAGUGCGGACAAUGCUGAAAAGCUGAAGGGAGCCGUCUAUCCGUCGCCUACUAUCAGCUACGCCGUCAUCCUCCGUCUACAUAUCAGCUACGCCGUCCUUUGCCGUCGUCCUCUGUCUAAAACUAGUCACUCUUUGCGGGAAAUUAGCAUUAAUAGUGGUGGUAAGAUACACUGAAAAGCUCUGAUCAGUAACUGGAAUGGCCUUUCCAAGAAUGCUGCAUUGCCUUACUCGUAGCCUCAUUACACAUUCUUCGAGAUCACUACAAGUCUGUAUUGUCGGUAGUGGGCCUGCUGGAUUUUACACUGCCGAUAAGAUUCUUAAAGCACAUGAAAGAGCUGAAGUCAAUAUACUUGACCGGUUACCAACACCAUUUGGGUUAGUCCAAUAUGGUGUUGCUCCAGAUCAUCCUGAAACCAAGAAUGUGAUAAACCAAUUUUCUUGGAUACUUCAAGAUGGACGCUGCUCAUUCUUUGGAAAUGUCUCUCUUGGGUCGUUGAUAUCCUUGAGUGAGCUGCGUGAUCUAUAUGAUGUGGUAGUGCUUUGCUAUGGUGCUGAAGGUGAUCGAGAUCUUGGCAUUCCUGGUGAAGAUUUUUCAGGGAUAUAUCCUGCUAGAGAGUUUGUCUGGUGGUAUAAUGGGCAUCCUGACUGCAGAUACUUGGCUCCAGAUUUGAAGAACACUGAUACAGCUGUUAUUGUUGGUCAGGGAAAUGUUGCUCUUGAUAUGGCCCGUAUGCUUUUGCGACCAACAGCAGAGUUGGCAAAAACUGAUAUCGCCUCCCAUGCCUUGGCUGCUCUAGAAGAGAGUUCUAUAAGAAAAGUUUAUGUUGUUGGCAGACGUGGACCGGUGCAAGCAUCUUUCACCGCGAAGGAAUUGCGUGAAACUCUUGGUAUCAAGAAUUUGUUCAUUCACAUUGACAGAGUAGACCUGCAUAAAACUCCUGCUGAUGAGGAUGUACUCAAGAAUAAUCGGAUCAAUAGGAGAGUUCAUGAGUUGCUGUCUCAGGCAGCUACUCCUACAUCUUUAUUCCCUUCUCCUGGACAACGUGAACUGCACUUUGUUUUCUUUCGAAAACCAGACAGGUUUUUAGAAUCAGAUUCUAGGUCUGGGCAUGUGGCUGGGGUGCACUUUGAGCGAACAACUCUUAGAGAUGUUGGAUCUGGAAAAAAGAUUGCAGUUUGUACAGGACAGUUUGAGGACAUGAGAUGCGGGCUGGUUUUGAAAAGCAUUGGUAAUAAGUCAAUAUGUGUAGAUGGCUUACCUUUCGAUCACAAGAAUGGCAUAGUUCCAAACAUUAGAGGUCGUGUCCUAAGUGAUUCUACACAUCUUACAGAGGUUGAGAAGGGUUUAUAUGUAUGUGGUUGGUUGAAAAGAGGAGCAACUGGAAUCAUCGGUACCAAUCUUUAUUGUGCUGAAGAGACUGUUACUAGCAUCUGUGAGGAUAUCAAGAAAGGAAUUUUACCAUCUGACUCUUCAUCAAAGCCAGGGAAGAAGGGCCUUCUUGAACUACUAGAUACAAGAAACUGAGUAGCCGUCCCAUCUGAAGAGAAGAGAGAUGGUGUUUGAGAGAUAAUUUGGUUUUGACAGAUCUUCCAUCUCCAACUGCAACUGCUCAUUUUUGAAGAUUGAAGUAAUAAGAUCUCUUAUCUUCACAAGGUUUUGUAGCGGUUUAAUGUUGUUUUUGAAUGUGUAAAUUUUAUUUUCUAAAACAAAUUUGGGUGUUGACAGGGAUCAAUUUGUUUUAUCGUCGGUCAAAUAUCGUAGACCGUAAAUUGUCUUACAAAUUGGGACGGAGGGAGUAUUAAUUAUAUUUCAUUAUUUUAAACUAGUCCAAUUUAUUAGUUUUAACCGCUAAUUUUAGGUUAACAAGUCAAUCAAUAUUCCUUUAGUCAAUACGCCAAAACAAAUUAUAUUUCAUUAUUUUAAACUAGUCCAAUUUAUUAAUUUUAACCGCUAAUUUUAGGUUAACAAGUCAAUCCAUAUUCCUUUAGUCAAUUCACCUCAAAACAAAUUUAGCUACUAAACAUCAUUUUUGUAUUUGACAAUAUAAUGAAUAAAUUCAACAUUAACAAGAAAUUAAACAUGUAUGAUAGCAAAAAUUAAAUAAAAAUAAUAUUCUGCCAAAAUGAACUAGUAGGAAUUAAAAUAUGACUUUCUGGAAUUUUUCACGAAUUUACUAACCUAAAAUCCAAUUUUAACAACUAAUUCAUAAUAUUCCCAAUAUUAACUAGAAAUAUGCGAUUACGCCAUUACGCCAAUUUUCCAGUUCCCACAAGUUGCAGUCCCUCAGCCCGCCGAUUAUGCCAUGGAUCCUUCCACCAUUGAUCCUGUUGUUCUGAAGAGGAAAAGCAAAAGGCAAUGGUGAAUGAGUUGAUUGCUAACGUCACAAGUUCGUGUUGGGACAAAUGCAUUACCAGCGGUCCAGGAAGCAAGUUCAGCUUCAGCGAAACAAGUUGCUUAUCCAACUGUGUCCAACGCUAUGUUGAUAUGUUUGGCUUUAUUGUAAAGCGUUUCCAGUCGAUGAACUAGCAAGAUACAGAGAGAACAUCAAGUAGUAGAAAAAGUGUUGGUUUGUACCCUUCAUGUGCAAUUGUUGGCAAGUUUUUUACUCCGAAAUCAACAUUACACUAUUAUUCAUUUCCGACUGACUAGUCAUCAUCUUCAUCUAAAAAAAGCAACUAAAAAUAGGCUAAGUUAGUUCUAAAUUUUGUAUUGACUACUGGGAGUUAGAUCAAAGUAGAUUAAACCGAUAUGAG
Messenger RNA from Cuscuta europaea, 3281 nucleotides. NCBI's taxonomy places the organism in Eukaryota, Viridiplantae, Streptophyta, Magnoliopsida, Solanales, Convolvulaceae. The record is from the annotation of a GenBank genome assembly.